Molecule: messenger RNA, 5553 nt
Organism: Trachemys scripta elegans
Lineage: Eukaryota; Metazoa; Chordata; Testudines; Emydidae
Product: zinc finger protein 850-like
Exons: 4
Coding region: 22-3534 (1170 amino acids)
Biological process (GO): regulation of transcription by RNA polymerase II
Cellular component (GO): nucleus
Molecular function (GO): RNA polymerase II cis-regulatory region sequence-specific DNA binding; DNA-binding transcription activator activity, RNA polymerase II-specific
Source: RefSeq, a predicted model, not a curated record
AGAGCCCUCUACAGAGAUGUCAUGCAGGAGAACUAUGAGAAUGUGACCUCGCUGGCAGGGUUUCCUGUUUCCAAACCUGAUGUGAUCUCCCAACUGGAACAAGGGGAGGAGCCGUGGGUCCUGGAUCUCCAGGGCUCUGAGGAAGGCGAGAUCCUGAGAGCUGUCUACGCAGGAGGUGCUGGGAUGGUGAGUGAGAACAAGGAGCUGAAUCCUCAGCAGGAAGAUGCUGAGCAAGUGGAAGUACAUGGGGGAUUAUUGCAAGGAUCCCAAGGGAAUGUGUCCAGGCGUCAUGUGAAGGGGAAAACCUGUGAGAGUCAGCACAGGCCAGAGAGGCAGCAGGGAAUCCAGCCCAGGGAGAAAGUGGGCAAAUCCAUUAAUUGUCAGGGGACUCACCAGAACUACAAGGAAAUCACAGCCCAGCAGAGAAUACCCACAGAAGAGAGAAAAAACACAUGCACUGAGUGUGGGAAACACUUCACUCUGAUCUCCACCCUCAUUAGACAUCAGCGGAUCCACACGGGAGAGCGCCCCUACAAAUGCUGUGAGUGCGGGAAACAGUUCAGUGAGAAAUCAAACCUUAUUACACAUCAGACAAGCCACACAAGAGAGAGACCCUAUGAGUGCUGUGAGUGCGGGAAAAGCUUCACUCGGAGCUCUACCCUUACUAGACAUCAGAGGAUCCACACAGGAGAGAGACCGUAUGAAUGCUGUGAGUGCGGGAAAAAGUUCACUCAGAGCUCAUUCCUUAUUAAUCAUCAGAGAAUGCACACAGGAGAGCGACCCUAUACAUGUGGUGAGUGCGGGCAAACGUUCGCUCAGAGCUCAGCCCUAUUUAAACAUGAGAAGAUCCACACAGGAGAGCGCCCCUACGAAUGCUCUGAGUGCGGGAAACAAUUCAUUGAGAAAUCAAAAUUUAUUAAACAUCAGAAUAGCCACAUGGGGGAGAGACCCUAUGAAUGUUGUGAGUGCGGGAAACAGUUCAGUGAGAAAUCAAGCCUUACUAAACAUCAGACAAGCCACACAGAUGAGAGACCCUAUGAGUGCUGUGAGUGCGGGAAAAGCUUCACUCGGAGCUCAUCCCUUAUUAGACAUCAGAGGAUUCACACAGGAGAGAGACCGUAUAAAUGCUGUGAGUGUGGGAAAAGGUUCACUUUCAAAUCAAACCUUAAUAUACAUAAGAGGAUCCACACAGGAGAGCGCCCCUAUGAAUGUUGUGAGUGCGGGAAACAGUUCACUUGGAGCACAGCCUUUCUUAAACAUCAGAGAAUCCACACAGGAGAGCAGCCCUAUGAAUGCUGUGAGUGUGGGCAAACGUUCCCUCAGAGCUCAGUCCUUCUUAAACAUCGGAAAAUCCACACAAGAGAGAGACUUUAUGUGUGCUGUGAGUGUGGGAAAAGCUUUACUCGGCGCUCAUCCUUUAUUAGACAUCAGAGGAUUCACACAGGAGAGCGACCGUAUAAAUGUGAGUGUGGGAAAAGCUUCACUUUCAAAUCAAACCUUAAUAAACAUCAGAGGAUCCAUACAGGAGAGCGCCCCUACAAAUGCUGCGAGUGUGGGAAACAGUUCAGUGAGAAAUCAAACCUUAUCACACAUCAGACAGGCCACACAGGAGAGAGACCCUAUGAGUGCUGUGAGUGUGGGAAAAAGUUCACUCAGAGCUCAGGCCUCUUUCAUCAUCAGAGAAUGCACACAGGAGAGCGUCCCUAUACAUGCUGUGAGUGCGGGAAAAAGUUCACUCAGAGAUCAGGCCUUAUUAAUCAUCAGAGAAUCCACACCGGAGAGCGACCCUAUGAGUGCUCUGAGUGUGGGAAAAAGUUCACUCAGAGCUCAGGCCUUAUUAAUCAUCAGAGAAUCCACACAGGAGAUCGCCCCUACACAUGCUCUGAGUGCGCGAAAUCGUUCCCUCAUAACUCAGGCCUUAUUAAACAUCAGAGGAUCCACACAGGAGAGAGACCCUAUGAGUGCAGCGAGUGCGGGAAAAGUUUCACUGAGAACUCAUCCCUUACUAGACAUCAGAGGAUCCACACAGGAGAGAGACCAUAUGAAUGCUGUGAGUGUGGGAAAAGGUUCUCUUUCAAAUCAGACCUUAAUAACCAUCAGAGGAUCCACACAGGAGAGCGCCCCUAUGAGUGCUGUGAGUGCGGGAAACAGUUCACUUGGAGCACAGGGCUUACUAUUCAUCGGAGAAUCCACACAGGAGAGCGACCCUAUACAUGCUGUGAGUGUGGGAAACAGUUCACUCAGAGCUCAAGUCUCAUUAAUCAUCAGAGGAUCCACACACGAGAGCAACCCUAUGAGUGCUGUGAGUGCGGGAAAAGCUUCACUCGGAGCUCUACCCUUACUAGACAUCAGAGAAUCCAUACAGGAGACAGACCCUAUGAAUGCUGUGAGUGCGGGAAAAAGUUCACUCAGAGCUCAGUCCUUAUUAAUCAUCAGAGAAUGCACACAGGAGAGCGACCCUAUACAUGCUGUGAGUGCGGGCAAACGUUCGCUCAGAGCUCAGCCCUUUUUAAACAUGAGAAGAUCCACACAGGAGAGCGCCCCUACGAAUGCUCUGAGUGCGGGAAACAAUUCAUUGAGAAAUCAAAAUUUAUCAAACAUCAGAAUAGCCACACAGGAGAGAAACCCUAUGAAUGUUGUGAGUGCGGGAAACAGUUCAGUGAGAAAUCAAACCUUAUUACACAUCAGACAAGCCACACAAGAGAAAGACCCUACGAGUGCUGUGAAUGCGGGAAAAGCUUCACUCGGAGCUCAUCCCUUAUUAGACAUCAGAGGAUUCACACAGGAGAGAGACCGUAUAAAUGCUGUGAGUGUGGGAAAAGCUUCGCUUUCAAAUCAGACGUUAAUAAACAUCAGAGGGUCCACACGGGAGAGCGCCCCUAUGCAUGCUGUGAGUGCGGGAGACAGUUCAGUCAGAAAUCAAACCUUAGCACACAUCAGAGAGGCCACUCAGAGCAGAGUCCCUACGAAUGCUGUGAGUGUGGGAAAAAGUUCACUCAGAGCUCAGGCCUUAUUAAUCACCAGAGAAUCCACACAGGAGAGCGACCCUAUACAUGCUCUGAGUGGGGAAAACAGUUCAGUGAGAAAUCAAACAUUAUUAAACAUCAGACAGGCCACACAGGAGAGAGACCCUAUGAGUGCUAUGAGUGCGGGAAAAGGUUCACUCAGCGCUCAGGCCUUAUUAAUCACCAGAGAAUCCACACGGGAGAGCGCCCCUACACAUGCUCUGAGUGCGGGAAAAAGUUCACUCAGAGCUCAGGCCUUAUUAAACAUCAGAGGAUUCACACAGGAGAGAAACCCUAUGAGUGCUGUGAGUGCGGGAAAAACUUCACUGAGAGUUCAUCCCUUAUUAGACAUCAGGGGAUCCACACGGGAGAGAGACCAUAUGAAUGCUUUGAGUGCGGGAAAAGCUUCACUUUUAAAUCGGACCUUAUUAAUCAUCAGAGGAUCCACCCACGAGAGCAGCCUGUGAAUGCGGGAAAAGUUUCAUCUGGAGCUCACACCUUAAUAGACAUCAGCGAUGUCACUGGAUAGAGACAUACCAUAAACACUUUGUGCAGGGCAGAGAAAAGAUUGUUUUAAAGUCAUUUGCUAAUUCCCACACAGGGACUUUUUAGGGCUGUUUGCACCAUUUGCGUCAUCCUGUUCUCUCAGCACCCCCAGGUGAGUUGCCUGCUUUUCGUUUUGCAGGUCACCCUUCUCUGAAGUGAAUCCUGUGGUCCUUUCUACCAACUCCUUUGUCCUGUGGGUCAUGGGAGUGUGUGUCCCUACGGCCAGGAGUGUCCAUCAGCCUCAAGUGGGGUUAAUAAGGGUGACCUCAGGUGGGGGAAAUCUAAAAUUGACCUGGGCUUUGCCUCCUCUAGGAUUUUCCAGCCUGCUGGAGGUAGCUACCCUAAUGUAAACACCCUGCUAGAUGUGCAGUGCUGACAGGCACAGGGGUUGGGGUUAGCUAGCACCUUCCCCUUUGACCUGUCCUAAUCAACACUUUCAUACUCGAGACAAGCCCUGAGCAUCACAUUUAUACUCUCACCACACUAGCAGAGCAAUUGUUAGAGUCGCCAAGUUUCCCCCUUUGGCGACAGAUUGUCUCAUCCCCUGUUGUUCUCACGCUGGUCCAGGUUGUGCUGGGCAGCAGGUAUUUUUCUUUUUGCCAUUUCCCUUAUUGAAAAUCUAUUUCAAUAUAACAAAGAGGAGGAGCAGGAGUGGGACAAAUGUAUCAUUUCAGCCUCUGCGACACCAGAAGGAAAUGGGGUGAGUCGGAGGGAUUCCCUCCUUCCCCAUCACCAUCACUAGGCCCGCUCACUCCAGCAGUGCAGACGUCUGUCUGAGCCACAAUGGAGUUUAUCCACCUCUGUUUUACCCCUCCACCUCCCAAAGAGUGUCUGCACUUCAUAGCAAAUUGAUCCUAAAUCCGACUCAUUAGGGCUGGAGAUGAAAGUGUCACAGACCUGGAUGGGGAAUUUCCGUGGAUCCCAAACACAGUGCAAACAUUCUGAGUUUAAAUCCCAGUUUCUGUCUAUUGACAAAGCCACUUCUGGACAUUUUCCUGCUGAUCUGGGAUCGUUUGCACACGAGAAACUCGGCAGUUUUCUCCUAUUACGAUUAUGCUAAUUUUCUUUUUUUGUAAAUAACACGAUUCCAUAAUAAUGAAGUGCUGUUGAGUGAAGCCGGUUUGAAUGGAUCAGAGGAGAAAGUGACGGGGGAAUCUGCUCUCCUGGUUUUUGAGUCAUCCGAUGGGAACCUGCUCUGGAAUUUAAUUUUAUAUGAAACUGAAAGUGACUUAUAUAGAGAUAGUUGAGUGGUGUUAAGAAUAGUUUAGAUUUAGUGAGCUGUGUUCUUCAUUUUAUUUGUUUUAUACAUUUCAUUAAAAUUAACAGAAAUAGCGAGUCAUGUCUUUCAAUAAGCUACAUGGGUCAGAACCGUGGAGCAUCUGGAUGGAGAUCAGCCAGUCCAAGUUGGAGCCUUAUCAACUCCCUCUGUAGUAACCCUUUGGCUCUCACAUGAGAGCAGCUGUGGGGAGAGAGGGGUGGGAAUCCAUCUCAGCUCCCACUGCAUCCUAGGGAGCUCAGAGCAUCGCAAGGGAAAAUGAGCUCCCCUACACAGGCUUUUAAGAGUACGGAGUUGGUGGAAGGGUGGGGUAUCUCUAAGUAGGGGUGGGAUGGUGGUGGAUUUCUCUGCUGUCACUGUCAUGACCAGGGCCAGCCAGCACACCCGUCUGGUCAGGAUCAGCUGAAGUUGGGGGUCUGGGUCGAAGGGUUGUAAAUGGAGGAGAAGAGAUUGUGCCUUUCAGCCGUUGUGGUGUUGGCAGACUGAAGAUGUGUUUGUGUUUUGGGGGAACAUUGGGGAAUGACUGAAAGAGGGCAGAGUUAAGGUUGUGUGGGCAACCUUAACUCUUAGUUUCCUAUUUUUCAGGCAUGUGAGUUUUGCAGAAGUUGAGGUUCUCCAGGCAGACAACAUCCCAACAGGCACUUAACUCCUCAUUAAUGAUGGUUUUUGCCCUUUAAUUACUUCUUGGGGAAUUCUGCACCAAAAAAAUAAAAAUUCUGCACACAA